AUAGUGAUGACAAUACCAGCCUUUAGGUUUUUUGUGGAGUAGUGUUUCUUGGACUUCUCUAAACUCUACUAAUCUUAAUGUUACGAGCUAUUGCAGUUGGUAUCCCCAUUGGUCUUACCUUUGUGGAUUGCUUUGGUUAUGUUGCCAAGGUUGAAGGUAUAUCCAUGCAACCAGCCUUGAACCCUGAAAAUAAUGGCAAGAGUGAUUUUGUUUUUCUGAAUCGCUGGAGUUCCAGAUCUUUUCAUUACAGUCGUGGUGACAUGGUGUCUCUUAUAUCCCCUAAGGAUCCCAGCCAGAAAAUCAUUAAACGCAUAAUUGCCCUUGAAGGAGAUUUAAUUCGGACUAUUGGAUACAAAACCAGAUACAUACGUAUUCCAGAGGGGCAUUGUUGGGUAGAGGGUGAUCAUACUGGCCAUUCUUUAGACUCAAACUUCUUUGGACCAGUAGCAAUAGGACUUAUAACAGCCAAAGCCUCUCAGAUUGUCUGGCCUCCAAGACGGUGGCAGUGGUUGGAGAGUGAAUUGCCUGAUGAAAGAAUACCACUAAAUUUAAGGGAUGUCUCUGGAAGGAGUUUUGAUUCUAGUGAAGUAAUUGAUUUGGUAGACAUAGAAGAUUGA
Messenger RNA from Homarus americanus (American lobster), 617 nucleotides. Its product is annotated as mitochondrial inner membrane protease subunit 2-like. The transcript has a single exon. Gene Ontology annotation, biological process: mitochondrial respiratory chain complex assembly. The coding region runs from base 78 to 617 and encodes 179 amino acids. Gene Ontology annotation, cellular component: membrane; mitochondrial inner membrane peptidase complex. The record is from RefSeq and is a predicted model, not a curated record. Gene Ontology annotation, molecular function: serine-type endopeptidase activity. NCBI's taxonomy places the organism in Eukaryota, Metazoa, Arthropoda, Malacostraca, Decapoda, Nephropidae.